Molecule: messenger RNA, 594 nt
Organism: Dipodomys ordii (Ord's kangaroo rat)
Lineage: Eukaryota; Metazoa; Chordata; Mammalia; Rodentia; Heteromyidae
Product: gamma-crystallin D
Exons: 3
Coding region: 2-526 (174 amino acids)
Biological process (GO): visual perception; lens development in camera-type eye
Molecular function (GO): structural constituent of eye lens
Source: RefSeq, a predicted model, not a curated record
CAUGGGCAAGAUCACCUUCUACGAGGACCGCGGCUUCCAGGGCCGCUGCUACGAGUGCAGCAGCGACUGCUCCAACCUGCAGCCCUACUUCAGCCGCUGCAACUCGGUGCGCGUGGACAGCGGCUGCUGGAUGCUCUAUGAGCAGCCCAACUACCAGGGCUGCCAGUACUUCCUGCGGCGGGGCGACUACCCCGACUACCAGCAGUGGAUGGGCCUCAGCGACUCCAUCCGCUCCUGCCGCCUCAUUCCAGACGCUGGAUCUCACAGAAUCAGGAUCUAUGAGAGGGAAGAUUACAGAGGCCAGAUGAUGGAGUUCACUGAGGACUGCCCUUCUCUCCAGGAACGCUUCCACUUCAAUGACAUCCACUCCCUCAAUGUAUUGGAGGGCUGCUGGGUCCUCUACGAGAUGCCCAACUACCGGGGCCGCCAGUACCUGCUGAGGCCGGGGGAGUACAGGCGCUACCACGAUUGGGGAGCCAUGAAUGCCAGGGUGGGCUCUUUGAGGAGAGUCAUGGAUUUCUAUUAAAAUAUGUUGUCCUGCAUCGUUUCUCCAUCUGGAAGCUAAUAAAAUACUUUCUGUGUGUUCCUGGCACU